AUGAAGGAAGUACACUCCAUGGCUAGUCACAACAUAGCGUGGUAUGGUACGGACGGGUCCCUAACACACCAAGGCACUGGCCUUGGAGUAAUAGGGCCACGAAUCAAGUACCAUGAAUCUUUAGGACAACACACCAGCAUAUUCCAAGCUGAGCAUCAGACAACGAGGGAGUCAUCCUCAUCGGCAAGCUCAAUUCAAGCCAACACAACUCAGCUCGUGAGUGCAAUGGCCUCGUAUAAGUCACCCACAGUGAUUCUAGCGACGGCACUGGUUCGACUGCACAACAACAUCACUUUCCACAUGUCAGUGGAUACGGCGUUUGUGCUUCGCUCUUUAACAUCGCCUCUGCCAAGGAUGAAUAUCCACCUGCAAAACUGGUCGCAUAUCCAAGGACUCGAAUUGGCAGAUCCUACCUUUACGCGAUCCGGUCGAAUCGACUUACUGAUUGGCGUGGAUGUCAUACCUCAGCUCAUGCUGUCUGAAGUUCGGAAGGGAGCUCAGGAUCAACCAAUAGCUCAGCGCACACAACUGGGUUGGAUUGUAUUUGGUAAGACAAACCAAAUACUUUCGCAUGCCAUAUCCAUUCGAUGCCAUCAGACAAAUUUGGAGUCUUUGGUCAAUAAGUUUUUUGAACUAGAGAAAAUUCCCGAAACUCGACAGUUGACAGCAGAAGAACAAUGGUGCGAGGAUCAUUUCAAACGCACGCAUACACGUCAACCCAAUGGGAAAUAUAUGGUUCGGCUCCCAUUCAAGACGCAGUUCGAUUCCUCGCAAGUUCUUGGGAAAUCUCGGCAAAUAGCCCUUGAUCGCUUCCAUAUGUUGGAGCGCAAGUUUCAAAAACAACCAGCGUUACAUCAGCAAUAUUCAGCCGUCAUCCAAGAGUAUUUUGAUCUCAACCAGAUCAUCGAAGCUGCAAGCACUGAGGAGCAACAUCGGACUCACACGCCAUUGGGGCAGGUCGGUUUUGCGGCAUGCACUCUGCCUCAUCACGCUGUACUAAAGGAGGAGAGUACCACCACCAAAUUACGCGUGGUCUAUGAUGCGUCUUGCAAAACUUCCAAUGGCCGUUCUCUCAACGAUGUCCUUUGUACAGGCCCCGCGUUGCAGAAUGAUCUUGGGGGAGUCAUACUAAACUGGCGCAUGCAUCGAUAUGUUUUUGCGGCAGAUAUCCAAAAAAUGUACCGAUGCAUAGACAUGCACCCGGAUGAUGCCCAGUUUCAACGGAUUUUUUUGGCGAAACGAACAGGAUCAAAUUCAGGAAUAUUGUUUAACUACAGUGACCUUUGGAACUGCGUCGGCUCCAUAUACGGCCAUCAGGAUUAUGCAUCAACUAGCUCAGGAUGA
Drosophila ficusphila is the source of this 1344-nucleotide messenger RNA. RefSeq lists its product as uncharacterized. NCBI's taxonomy places the organism in Eukaryota, Metazoa, Arthropoda, Insecta, Diptera, Drosophilidae. Bases 1 to 1344 code for a protein of 447 amino acids. The transcript is spliced from 3 exons. The record is from RefSeq and is a predicted model, not a curated record.